Molecule: messenger RNA, 882 nt
Organism: Miscanthus lutarioriparius
Lineage: Eukaryota; Viridiplantae; Streptophyta; Magnoliopsida; Poales; Poaceae
Source: the annotation of a GenBank genome assembly
AUGGCGGCGCCGCGGUACGGGGACGAGGAGGAGGCGCGGUGGCUGAAGGCCUCGCCGGAGACGAACUACAGCUCCGGCGGGUCGGGGUCGGGAUCGGGGUCGGGCACGCCGUCGCCGCAGCUGUGGGCGCACCAGCUCCACCGGCAGUACCCGGCGUCGGCGGGCAGCUCGCCGUCGCGGGCGCAGGCCAUCGCGGGGUACCGCCGCGAGAUGCUCGACCUCGUGCGGGGCCUCCCGGAGUCUGCAUACGAGCUCUCGCUCCGCGACAUCGUCGAGCACCACCACCCGUCCCCGCCCCGCGAUCCUCCCUCUCCUCCUCAUCCUCCGCCGGCUAGCACCGCCGGGGGGCGCCCGCGCCCCACGAGCCGCGCUGUCCUCGUCGUCCCCGCGGCUGCGCAGGAGAAGAAGGACGAGCCCGCCAUCAUGGCCACAUCGGACGCCGAGGACGGCGGCGGGUCCAGGGGCAAGAAGAAGCAGGGGAGGAAGCAGAGGACGACGAUGCGGAAGCAGCGGAGCCGGAGCAUGGAGCGGAGCGUCAGCCUCGACACCGGCCUGCUCAUCAAGCUCUUCCUCCCGCUCUCCAUCGGCGGCAAGAAGAAGGUCUCACCCAAGCCCGACGACGGCAAGAAGAAGAAGAGUGAGAAGAAGAAGCAGGGGACGAAGAAGAAGGAGGCGGUGGCGGUGGCGGUGGCGACCGCGGCGGCCCCGGCGGCGCAGCAGCAGCAGGAGGAGUGGUGGACCAAGGGCGAGUUCAGCGAGGCCGGGAGCAGCAGCCGGACCAGCAGCACCGGCAGCAGCAACAGCAACAGCAGCGCCGCCAGCGUCAGGAAUGUCAAUGGCGGUGCCAAUCCCAGAGCGCCGGCCAGGAGUUGGAGCAGGUAA